CACCAACUGGGGCUGAAAGAUCGAAAUGACCGUUGUGCGCAGAUCGUUCUCCACUUUCACACACAAAGAUGGCGCCAAGCAAGCGUAUGAGUUGUUUGGCGCAGGGCAUGUUGGGAAGCGCAUACCCCUAGUCCUGGUCAACGGGAUGAGCAUGCUAAGAGGCGACUGGCAGCGUCUGGUUGACUGUCUCGCCCCAAUAAGACCUGUCUUGAUUUUUGACCACAGGGGUAUGGGCGACUCUUCAUUCUCCACCGAAGGGAAUGAAGCCGUAACGCUAGAGUCGAUGGCCAAGGAUCUUUUGGAACUCGUGGCCUCCUUCGGAUGGAAGGAAGUGGCCAUUUGCGGAUAUUCCAUGGGAGGCGCCAUCACACAACAGCUCCUCUUCCUCCCCUUCCACCCAACCAACCCAACCCCGCUUCCCUUCCGCGUCACCCACGCGUUCCUGACCGCGACGUUAUGCGAGAAGCAGAAUAACCCUUCGUUUGGCCGUCAGUUUAAGGAGAUGCCCCCUCCCAAGAACGGAGUGAAGCGGACUUUCGAGGAGAAGCGGGAACUUGCACGACCAACCACGGAAAUGACCUUUGAUCCAGCUUGGAUAGCCAACAAUCCGGAAAGGUUUGAGUGGUGGCUUGACCAAAUGACAUUCGGGAGGCCUGUUCGAACAAUUCUAAUGCAAGCCCGCACGCUUGGCCGCAUAAACUUCGACCGGUUCCACGAGAGAAUCCCCAGAGAGACGAGGAUCCUAGUUCUCCACGGAAGACUAGACCAGGUCUUGCCUUAUGCCGCUUCCAGGGAGGUAUUGAGACGUAUCCCAUGGGCAAAGGACCUUGAAGUUGGCGACAAACCCGGUCAAGUUCCUAACCUGGAAUUCGGGCACCAAUGGUUCGAAUACUUCGACAUCAAUGUUUGGAGGGACGUCUUCGAGGUGUUCAUGAAUGAUCCUCCGGCAGGGCCUCAGGCGCGCUUGUAG
Molecule: messenger RNA, 970 nt
Organism: Coprinopsis cinerea okayama7#130
Lineage: Eukaryota; Fungi; Basidiomycota; Agaricomycetes; Agaricales; Psathyrellaceae
Exons: 7
Coding region: 146-970 (274 amino acids)
Source: RefSeq, a predicted model, not a curated record